This is a messenger RNA of Oryza brachyantha (malo sina), 2208 nucleotides long. RefSeq names its product galactoside 2-alpha-L-fucosyltransferase-like. The coding region runs from base 266 to 2008 and encodes 580 amino acids. Gene Ontology annotation, cellular component: membrane; Golgi apparatus. Lineage: Eukaryota; Viridiplantae; Streptophyta; Magnoliopsida; Poales; Poaceae. The transcript has 2 exons. The record is from RefSeq and is a predicted model, not a curated record. Gene Ontology annotation, biological process: xyloglucan biosynthetic process; cell wall biogenesis. Gene Ontology annotation, molecular function: galactoside 2-alpha-L-fucosyltransferase activity.
AACUAGGGAGGGGGAGAGGCAGGCAGCAGCCCGCCCUGUGCUGUGCAUCGGGCACACGUCGUCGUCGAGAGCUCCUUCCAUUUCAAGCCCCACCCGUAGCCUCCAACGCUUUGACCCGCUCGCCUCCGAGGAGUGGGAGGAGAGAAGCCGGCAUAAGCGAGCGAGCAGCAAGCGCACGGCACCUACCACGGAUGAUUUUGGGAUCAAACACGAGUGCUUAAUUGAGAAGCAGAGCAAGCAAGCCGACGCCGACGCCGACGAGGAGAUGGACGUGAAGCGGACGCGGAGUCCGCGGGCUCCGGGCGUCGACGCCGACGAGGACAAGAAGAGGGCCGCCGCCGCCGAGUGGCGCGGCGCCGUCCGGCCGCAGAUGGUGCUGGUCGGCUUCCUCAUCACCCUGCCCAUCCUGGUGUUCGUCUUCGGCGGCCGAUGGGGCUCGUUCCCCACCUCGUCCUCCUCCGCUACCUCCGCCCCCAGCGUCGGCGGCCGCCAUGUCGUCCCCGGCGGCGUAACAACGAAACAAAAAACUGAAGCCCCGAAAAACGUCACUGCACGGCCCACUGCAACCACAUCUCUGUCCCAGGACAGGCUUCUGGGAGGACUACUUUCUGCUGCAUUCGAAGAAUCCUCCUGUCAGAGCAGAUACAAAUCGUCUCUCUACCGGAAGAAGUCGCCUUUCCCUCCGUCUCCUUACCUGGUGAAGAAGCUGAGGAAGUACGAGGCCUACCACAAGAAGUGCGGCCCCGGCACCAAGCGCUACAGGAAGGCCAUCGAGCAGCUCAGGGCAGGGCGCAACGUCGACGGUGCCGAGUGCAAGUACGUCGUGUGGUUCCCCUGCAAUGGCCUCGGCAACCGCAUGCUCACCAUCGCCUCCACCUUCCUCUACGCCCUCCUCUCCGACCGGGUGCUCCUCAUGCACGUCGCGCCGGAGCAGGAGGGCCUCUUCUGCGAGCCGUUCCCGGGGAGCUCCUGGGUGCUCCCCGGCGACUUCCCCCACAACAACCCCCAGAGCCUGCACAUCGGCGCGCCGGAGAGCUACGUGAACAUGCUCAAGAACAGCGUCGUCCGCAACGACGACCCCGGCGCCGUGCAGGCGUCGUCGCUGCCGCCGUACGUCUACCUCCACGUCGAGCAGUUCCAGCUGAAGCUGUCCGACAACGUGUUCUGCGACGAGGACCAGCUGGUCCUCAACAAGUUUAACUGGAUGAUACUCAAGUCUGACAGCUACUUCGCGCCGGCGUUGUUCAUGACGCCGAUGUACGAGAAGGAGCUCGAGAAGAUGUUCCCCAAGAAAGAGUCAGUGUUCCAUCAUCUUGGAAGGUACCUGUUCCAUCCGACGAACAAAGUCUGGGGAAUCGUGAGCAGAUACUACGAAGCGUACCUUGCCAGAGUCGACGAGAAAAUCGGGUUUCAGAUUCGGAUCUUCCCGGAGAAGCCGAUAAAAUUCGAGAACAUGUAUGAUCAGUUGAUGAGAUGCAUCAGGGAGCAGCGGCUGUUGCCGGAGCUGGGUAGUGCAGAGCCAACGAACACAACCACCGAUGCGGGGAAGGUGAAGGCCGUACUGAUUGCCUCACUGUACUCCGGAUAUUACGAGAAGAUCCGUGGGAUGUACUACGAGAAUCCAACCAAGACCGGCGAGAUCGUCGCGGUGUACCAGCCGAGCCACGAGGAGCAGCAGCAGUACACGUCCAACGAGCACAACCAGAAGGCGCUGGCCGAGAUCUAUCUGCUCAGCUACUGCGACAAGAUCGCCAUGAGCGCCUGGUCCACGUUCGGGUACGUGGCCUACAGCUUCGCCGGCGUUAAGCCGUGGAUCCUGCUCCGGCCGGACUGGAACAAGGAGAGGUCGGAGGUGGCGUGCGUCCGGUCGACGUCGGUGGAGCCGUGCCUGCACUCGCCGCCGAUCCUCGGGUGCAGGGCCAAGAGGGACGUCGACGUGGCCGCCGUCAAGCCGUACGUCCGGCACUGCGAGGACGUUGGAUUCGGUCUCAAGUUGUUCGAUAGCUAGUUUUUUUCUGAGCAGCGUCGACUUCUUCGAUUUCACGUUCCGACUGAAAUUGGCGUACAUCAAGUCAUGUCCCGUGGAUUGACUAGGCCUUUGGGAGAUUCGUUACAUUCGUUUGGACUCGUGUACACAUGAAAAUUGCACAAAUAUAUCAUGUAUCUGUAUUCAAAUUCUUUCUUCAUAAAACAAUUCAGAUAUAUAUA